Perkinsus marinus ATCC 50983 is the source of this 1373-nucleotide messenger RNA. RefSeq lists its product as hypothetical. NCBI's taxonomy places the organism in Eukaryota, Perkinsozoa, Perkinsida, Perkinsidae. The record is from RefSeq and is a predicted model, not a curated record. The transcript has 4 exons. Bases 5 to 439 code for a protein of 144 amino acids.
AUCAAUGAGAAGGUCUCGAUGGGCACCGCGGAAGGCGAGUUCAGAGAGUAGCCCUCAGAAUCUCCGCGAUCGUGCGAUAAAGCUCGCGCACAACUCCCAUAUGUAUUCGCCCUGCAAUUUACGGAAACUAGUCCUACAGCCUAAAGAAGCGAGUGCUGGGAUAGCGAGCAACUACCUUCUGGGUCAUCCGGAAGACCAGCCUGUGUAUGGCAACAGGGAGCUCGUUCGGAAGGAAGUCAUUCAUGUUGAGGAGAGCUCCGCGUUGCCUAGGUUGUUGACUUUGCCGAUUGACAGCCGCUGUGCUAAGUCCAAUCGCGACACGGCAUCGUCAAGAGUGGAGAGCUGCGAUAGCGCGCUACGAAUUUCGAAGUACUUGAAUGAUGUGAGCCCAUCAGCUUCCACUGUGGAAGGAUUGGACUCUGUUGAAGUCGGUGAUUAGACUAACGUGGUGAUCAUAGAUACUAGAGUGUAGUGCUACUGCUGUAAUUGUAUGUACUGUGGAAGUCUCAUUCGAACCAGUAUCAAUAUUUUUGGCAAAGCACUGCUCAUCUCCCACCGUGAUCAUCAUCAUGGGUAUAUCACAUGUUCUCUUUUUUGAGGUUUCGUAGCGUUACACUUUUUCUGUCUUCGUUAUGAGUACUGUUGCUGCUCAUCUCGUCGCCUUAUGUGCCUUAUGUAGGGUUCCCGACACAUGGCGUUUUGUAACGUGGGUUUAUUCACAACUCUCUAUUACCACUGAUACUAUCAGCAUCGCAUAGACGUGGUGUCGUUGGGAAUCGUCAUGCGCGUAUGUCGUAAUCUUGGCUACUCGGUUGAUGGGGAGAGUUCGCAGUAUCCCCAUCUCCCGAGUGAGGUUUGUUCAUACCCUCAUGCUCCAUUAUAACCCGACGUAUCUCCUCUCUGGUUCGACUACCUAUAGCUGGUUUCUGUACCACAUAGGUUGGGCCUCCUACACAAGAUGAGGCCAGAAGAAGUUUGCUGUGGAGUUGUCGGUCGGGGAAUAUAGAUGCUCUGUCUUACUUCGGUAUUGCUGUGGUCCAACUACUGAAGCUGCGUGUCGGACCCGUUUUUGCUUGUCUAUUGCUUGCUGCACGAUCUGUAUGGGUCGCGCGGUAUCGUUUACCAUAUACGUUGUCUUGAGAUGUAAGUGCUAUGUAAUUUUUACAAGACUUUUAUCAGCACCAUUUUCCUCUAUUGUUGCUGUUGUUUGACCUUGAGGUGCACCAGUUUAUUGCUUGAUGUUAACGCAUAUCAUGUAGUGAGCUCAGAACUCAACCCUAGCUCUUGUUUGGUCAGUUAAUACUCCUCUACGGUCAGUUAUAUCCAGCUUGUCGCUGCUUGUUGCUGAUAUAACUGUCGACGGUCGGACUGAC